UGACAUUACAGUGUCAGUGGUAAGGUUAGGAACACUGGGACUUCAAAGUUGCAAUAUUUAUAUCAAUUUAAAUAAUAUAAUUUGAUGUGAAGUUAUUGUUUGAUAUCAAACUUGCCCCAUUUUUCAGUCGUAUAAAUAGGAUUAAUCCAUCCGCUGCUCAGCUGAAUGUCUGCCAGUGUAAAUCCGCCUGACUAUAUCUGAAUACUUGAAACCUGGCCAGUGUGCACUGUUCAUUGGGAACCAUCACUUCAGGCAUUUAUAUCUGGCUUCCAAUCGUGAGACGAGAGUUGCUUUUCAAUCAGACAAGUGGCCGAAGCCAAACUUUCGGAUUCCUCGAUUGGUUCAGCAGCUGAAUGCCAAAGACUGGACAGUAGGGUGAGAAAUAGCUUUGACUGUUGAAGCAGUUAAAAGCUUAAAAAAGCCCCGACAUACACAACUAGCAGUGAUUCGUCAGAGAGACUCGUUGAAACAUCAGUCGCACUGUGAAAGCUUUGGCGAUACAAGUAUUUUAAGAAUAUCCUCGUAUUCUUCCAGCUUGAAGGGCACUCUUCUGAACAUGGGUACCUUGUGCCUUCUGCCUCUGUUGCUGGUGUUUACUCGGGGUGAAGCAGAAACGGCAGACUGUAAAGGGGGCUUUGAUGCGCUGGGCAUGCCUGGAAGCCCAGGUUACAAUGGGAUCCCGGGCAGGGAUGGACGUGAUGGAAUUGUUGGAAAAGAUGGAGAACAAGGUCCGAAAGGUGCGAGGGGCGAAGCCGGGAGUGUGGGCAUGAUGGGACCUCCGGGGGCAAAAGGAGAAGCCGGUCCGGGGUGCACCUGCCCGCCGCAGUUGCGUUCUGCUUUCACCGUCCGAGUGAACUUCAAAGGCACGCCUCCUUUAAACAAACCCAUCAGGUUUUCCAACUUAAUUUACAACGAGCAGGACCACUACAAUCCUCACACGGGGAUAUUUGUGUGUCGUAUCCCCGGCGUGUACCACUUCGCAUACCAGCUCCAACUGAAUGGCAGGGGCGUCGUGGCACACCUGUAUCACAACAGCCGGACAGUGUUAAGAACCUCACAAAAGCUCAACAAUUCUGACACAGCCAUAACCUCCAGUGGUACCAUUUUGCACCUGAGGAUUGGGGAUACGGUCUGGCUACAAGUCAACACCGAGCAAGACGGCAUUUCCAUUGGCAGCCUUUUCACCGGCUUCCUUCUGUAUCCAGACUUUCCUUAAUAAUAAUAAUAAUAAUAAUCCUUGCAUUUGAUAUAGUGCCU
Molecule: messenger RNA, 1257 nt
Organism: Callorhinchus milii (elephant shark)
Lineage: Eukaryota; Metazoa; Chordata; Chondrichthyes; Chimaeriformes; Callorhinchidae
Product: adiponectin-like
Exons: 2
Coding region: 557-1216 (219 amino acids)
Molecular function (GO): protein binding
Source: RefSeq, a predicted model, not a curated record